Molecule: messenger RNA, 2057 nt
Organism: Cercospora beticola
Lineage: Eukaryota; Fungi; Ascomycota; Dothideomycetes; Mycosphaerellales; Mycosphaerellaceae
Product: phosphatase PAP2 family protein
Biological process (GO): inositol phosphoceramide metabolic process; sphingolipid biosynthetic process
Cellular component (GO): inositol phosphoceramide synthase complex
Molecular function (GO): inositol phosphoceramide synthase activity
Source: RefSeq, a predicted model, not a curated record
CAGGUCUCAGCCAACUGGAGCAAGACAAAAACAUUUAUGCACAACAAUACUUGGAUCAAGAUGAGCACGCGACACACCCGGUUGUGGCGCCCGCGCUACGAUGCCGAUCGCUCGUGCCAAGUACCUGCUUGCGACAUGGUCGUGAGGCCGUGAUCCUGAGAUCGGGGCAGAGCACUCCAUCCUUCUCAGAGGAGUCGCUGCGCCUGCUUUGCCUCUGUUCCUUCCCUCUGACCGGUCGUUUCUGCCUUGCAAAGCCUUCUGUUGCAUCGUUCCCAAUAUUACCAUCUUCAUCGUCCAGACUUUCUAUACUGAUUCGUUGUAUAUCAUUUGGUACCUUCAUCCGUUAGUCAGAGAGCUGUACAUUUCGUACUCUUCUCUUGCUCUACUACCCACGCGGUGAUCUUACGAGAACACGAACGAAUACAUAUCGUUACAGCCACGAACCAGAGGCUGCUCCGAACAUUACUAUCGUCCUGGAUGACUUCGAUACCAUCCGCUUGAAUAGGCCGCAGAGUAAAGACUUGGGAGGAAGAAGGAGAUCGGGGAGUUGGAUGAAGAGUUGGAUCAUAGAAGGCGCUAUAUUCCAGCAUGGCAGGAGAAGCAGUUGCAGGCUCUCUGCCUCACGACUUGACGGAAGCCACCAGGAAGUUGACGGAAGGAGUCUUUGACGACUAUGUGGAGUGGACGGCGAAGCCAGAGAUCAAGCUUCCCAACUGGGGUGAAGCAGUCAUGUUCGUGACCAUCCUGUUCGGUGGCAUGAUCCUGACCCGGCGAAGAGAUUUCUCGAUAUUCGGACGCAAUCGAAGGAAAGGUGGGGGUUAUAAAUCCAUCCUGGACAGAUCGCCGAGUUCCUCCUCCCUGGAUGAAGAGUUUGAAUUCGACAGCGGGAACGAAGACGACGAGAAUGCGUGGCAGUCCUCCUCAGAGUACCUCUACGGCCCCGAGAAACAGAUCCCAAAGACGCGCUCUUGCUGCGGCCUCUGGCAAAUCACCACACCCAACACCUCCCGCUUCCAGAACCACAUCCACUCCCGCCUCUUCCAAAAAUUCCCCUUCCUCGUCGAAAUGCUCUACUGGGUCCUCAACUACCUCUUCUACCGCAUGACAACAAUCCUCUCCAACAAAAUCUUCGCCGGCCAAGGAAUCUGGACCGCAGCCCAAUCCCACGCCAUCACUCUCCUCUCCUUCGAGCACCUCAGCAUUUUCCGCUACCUCUUCUUGAUCCGAGAACUCGACAUCCAACAAUGGUUCAUGCACGGCCACCAAGACCUCUUAACCUUUCUUGAUCGAUUCUAUUCUCUCAUCCAUAUCCCCGGCUCCAUGGCUUUCAUCGUCUGGUACUAUUACGUCGCACCCUCACAUGCCACUUUUGCGACUGUGAGAAGGACGAUGACGUUGACGAAUUUUAUGGCUUUUGCGACUUUUACUGUUUAUCCCAUGAUGCCUCCGAGACUUUUACCCAAGGAAUUCGGAUUUCUGGAUACGGUUCAUAUGGAAUCCGCUGCUUCUCUUUGGCAAACUGGGAAACAUGUCAAUUCUCUCGCUGCGAUGCCGAGUAUGCAUUUUGGGUACUCGUUCGUUAUUGGUAGUACUUUGAUCUACCAUUCUGGAGUUUUCCGUCGACGGUUUGAGAAGUUUGAAUCGAGGAAGAAUGGGUUUUGGAAAGUGUUUUAUUGCAUUCUGGGAGUUGGAUAUCCUUCGAUGAUUCUGAUCACGAUUCUGGCGACGGCGAAUCAUUAUUGGAUGGAUGCGUUUGUGGCUUUUGUGUAUUGUUUGAUAGCGUUUGCGUGCAAUAAGGUGUUUUAUGUGUUUUUGCCGCUGGAGGAUUGGUUUUUGUGGUGUAUUAGGGCGGCUAAACCGAGGCCGAGUACGGGGGAGAGGUAUCAUGCGAGAGGAGGGAAGAUAUAGAGGUUUUGUAGUGAAGAAAUCGUCAUCUUUGCUAUGGUGUGUGAAGGUUGUGCGUGAGAGAUGUUUCCAGUUGUUGGCUUUUGUCGUCGCGUUGUGGAGUGAGAGAUAUACGCAAGGAUCCUGGAUAACAUGCAGCGACUGCGAAGUCG